CAAUCUUCAAGGAUUUAUUUCUCGAUCGGGGUCAACCUACCCCCGCAUAUGUGACAACCCGACAUCUGUGAGUGGUCAACCAUUGAACCAUGCCAAAUGCCGUAUGCAGCCCAGCCUUUCUUGAUUCCAAGUGCCGCUUUUUCGCUGAGCUAGCCGGCUACGGUGACCAUUUGAGUUGUACGGAAAUGGGCGCUGAAAUUUGCUCUAGAGAAAUCCAGCCCCUGCGCAUCGAAAAGGCUUCCUUACUUAAUGGAGAUUCAAUGGCAGAAAACAAGUCAAUUGAAAUCAGGGGAUCGAGUCACGCAUGAAAUUUUUCUUCUUCGACCAGAACUCGAGUUUGGUGAGUUGAAGUAUGCCCAGCUGACCGAUAGCGAUAGGGAUAUAUUUGAGACCUCGGCCUGAUUCCUGAACCUUACUCAGUAACUCAGUACUAUUUGGAGCUUCUGGACUAAGUAACCCAGACCCACCUUCAAUAUUUCAUAAACACCAAAUACCCCCAUUAUUGUCAGUCUCGAUCAGCUUCCCGAUAUUCAUUGCUCAAGACCAUCUUGCAAUCUACGAUAUACAAGAGUCUAACCUCCAUGCAGGUCACCAUGGUCUUGGCCUGAAUGCAUUGCUCACAUCCACAAACCCUACCUAAAUUUUCCCUCAAUCACCAUGUCUUCGCGAAGACCAACCUCUUCCGACUCGAACCGUACCCCUUCGAUCAGCCAAGCGACGCAUCAACAUGCUCCUGCUAACCCUAGUGGUCUCCGGGAAGCAUAUACCCUCUCUCAGUCGCCAGAGAGUAUCAGAGACACAGGUGUCUCGGGAGGUCGCACAGGUGAGAGCAGCGCCAACGCUUCGCCCAAUAUAUAUCCAUCGCACUUAGAUACGGAUCCUGCUGCUGCUGACGAGGCGGAAAGCGAGCGGGCACACGGAUUUGCGGGAUUGGCAGGCAGACCGGUUGGAGAAACAACCUCAUUAUUGAGGAAGCCGUUCGAAUUCUCUACCAACACGGCACACGCAGGGCAGUGUGAUCAUGGCACCUUUAGUCCUACUCUGGAAAGCAGAACGGGCAGCAUAACGAAUGAUUAUGGGUUCGGUGGCUCUGCUCCAAGAGAUGGCCCCGAAAGAGCUGGGUCGAGUAGCAGCAUGUUUGGUACCAUACUCGAGGGGAUCGGCAUGAGGAAUGGCACCGGCAAGAAGAGAAUGAGCACCACUCAAUACCUCGCUGAGAGACAUGGAGUCAAAAAUACAACUACCAUGUAUGUUCCGAAACCCAUUCACUCAGAUUCUUCAAAAAAGCCUGAUGGAUUGCUAACAUUCUGUGCCCUCUCAGGUACGUUACAUAUUACAUACCAUUCUUUGCAUGGAUUCAGCAAUAUAGAUGGGCCCAUUUUCAGGGUGAUUUGGUAGCGGCCCUGACAAUGGCUUCCUUCUACCUUCCAAUGGCUCUAUCGUAUGCCUCGAAUCUCGCCCAUAUCCCACCAAUUAACGGACUAUAUUCUUUUGUUUUCAAUCCUCUAAUAUAUGCAAUACUCGGAAGCUGUCCACAAAUGGUAGUGGGCCCUGAAGCUGCUGGUAGUUUACUAGUGGGAAGCGUGGUUAGAUCCAGUAUAGAUGAGAGCCAAACACCAGAAAACGAUGAGAUAAUGCAUGCACAAGUUGCUGGUGUAGUGACGGGGAUGGCGGGAGCUGUCAUUUUUGUUGCCGGUCUUACACGUUUGGGAUUUUUAGACAGCGUGCUUAGCAGACCAUUUCUACGAGGUUUCAUCUCAGCCAUUGGUUUUGUCAUUGUUGUAGACCAGCUCAUACCUGAAUUGGGACUAGCACAUCUUGCAGAGCAAGCUGGAGGUGUUUCACACGGCAGCAGUGUCGACAAGAUCAGAUUUCUGGUGAAAAAUGCCCAUAACGCAUCCGGGAUAACCUUUGCAGUAGCUGGGAUAAGUUUCCUUAUCAUCAUGAUUUUUAGGUAGGUGUCUUCAUUCGAAUACACAAGAAGGAAAGUCUGACAUUUGUGCAGGGAGUCCAAGAAACGAUUACAACCGCGCUAUCCUUCGGUGGCGUACAUCCCCGAUCGUUUCUGUGUCGUUGUAAUAUCAGCUAUCUUGUGCUGGCAACUUCGAUGGGACGAGUAUGGUCUUGAAAUCCUAGGUGAAGUCAAGUCAAAGUCAGGAAAUCCCUUUCCUUUCCACUGGCCCUUUCAGACUGGACACAUGCAUCAUGUUCGUGAAGCAAUGAGCACCUCAUUUCUCAUCGCCUUAUUGGGGUUCUUCGAAUCCUCGGUCGCUGCCAAGAGCCUGGGUGGAGGAGAAGGUAAGAACGACAUCCAGGGAAUUGCCUUGAGUCCAAAUCGAGAAUUAGUUGCCCUUGGAGUUGCUAAUUUGGUGGGUGGAUGUUUCGGUGCUCUGCCUGCUUUUGGUGGCUAUGGAAGGAGUAAAGUCAACGCCAGCACUGGUGGCAAAACGCCCAUGAGUAGUAUACUUCUGAGUAUCAUCACCAUUACAUGCGUUUUGUACCUUUUGCCAGCAUUCUACUAUCUUCCAGUAAGUUGAGUUUUCGUGCCAUGUUACAAAAUUAACAAUAUCUAGAAAGCGGUUUUAUCCUCAAUGAUUACAGUUGUGGCGUGGUCCCUCAUUGAAGAGGCACCUCACGACAUUAUGUUUUUCAUCAGAAUUAGAGGAUUCUCGGAGCUAGCACUGAUGACAAUAAUUUUCGCCGCUACAAUUUUCUACUCACUCACGCUAGGCAUAGCGAUCGGUGUUGGACUAUCCCUCCUCUCUGUUAUCAAACAUAGCACCCGACCACGAAUCCAGAUUAUGGGAAGAAUCCCAGGAACCAAUCGAUUCGCGAAUGCAGAGGUCAAUCCGGAUAAACUAGAAUUUAUUGAAGGCUGUUUGAUUGUUAAGAUUCCCGAGCCGUUGACAUUUGCCAACACAGGAGAUCUGAAAAACCGCUUGCGAAGACUCGAGCUCUAUGGCACAACAGGUGCGCAUCCUGCAUUGCCGCGAGUAAGGGCGCCGGAGCAUAAUAAGAAUAUUAUUUUCGAUAUUCAUGGAGUCACCGGCCUAGAUGGUAGUGGCACCCAAGUGCUCGAGGAGAUUGUGCGUGGGUAUCGAGACCGCGGGGUUCGAGUAUUCUUCUCACGAGGACCUAACGAAGGAACUCCUAUCUACGAAUUGUUUGAAAGAAGUGGUAUCCUUGAAAUCGCUGGAGGCAAGAGCCAUUUUGUAGCCAGUGUUGACCAAGCCUUGCGACUCACAGAAGUCGAGGAGGGAGACGAGUACAGCUACAGCAAUCUUGCAGGGGGUGAAAGUGGUGGGCGAGGCCCUUGAGCAGGGUCCCGGUCGGCCAAAAUAACGAAGUCAUGGAUAUUAAUGAGCACGACCUUAGACCAUGAUAUAGGAUUGGGGGAUCUGUAGAAAAGGAACGAAUACGGCGCUUUGAAUUCCCUCAAUGGCAGCCGUCAGCUUAUUCGUGGCGCGAUUGUUUGUCCAUAUUGUGUUUUUGUUCGAGCGGAUGAAUUACACAUCCAUCCCAUUUUGUAUAACGCGAGGAGAACUGCAGUAAGCUGGGUUUGUGUGUAUAGAAGUAUUGCAUGGGCGUUGGGAUGGAAGCGAUCUCGAUUCACAUUCGGGGUUCUGCAGCAGCAUAUCAUAGAUCCGAAUAAUGAGUUUGUAGCGAAUGAGAGAAGAACUAGAG
Molecule: messenger RNA, 3684 nt
Organism: Hymenoscyphus albidus
Lineage: Eukaryota; Fungi; Ascomycota; Leotiomycetes; Helotiales; Helotiaceae
Source: the annotation of a GenBank genome assembly